This is a messenger RNA of Rotaria sp. Silwood1, 3495 nucleotides long. Lineage: Eukaryota; Metazoa; Rotifera; Eurotatoria; Philodinida; Philodinidae. The record is from the annotation of a GenBank genome assembly.
AUGGCUGAAAGAGGUAUAACAGAUGAUGUUAAAAUAGAUGAGAAUGUUACUUUUGAAGAUUUGGCUAUUUCGGAACUAACAAUAAAUUCACUUAAAAAAGCUGGUUUUAUUAAACCAUCACCAAUUCAAUUACAAGCAUUACCAUUAGCACUUCUUGGAGUUGAUCUUCUUAUUCAAGCAAAAUCUGGUACUGGUAAAACACUUGUUUUUAGUAUAACAGCUCUGGAAUUUGUACAAACUAUUGAUAAUGAUGAUGAAAAUUUAACUGUGAUAAAAACAAAAGUAAUUAUGCUUGCGCCAACACGUGAAAUAGCACAACAAAUUGUUCAAGUCAUUAAAACAAUCAAACAACCUGAAUGUAUUGUACAUACAUUUAUUGGUGGUACAGCAUUAAAAGAUGAUCAAAAUCAUUUAAAAAAAUGUAAUAUUGUUGUGGGUACGCCAGGAAGAAUUGAAGAAUUACUUCGAUUAAAAUAUCUUCGACCUGAUACAAUUCGAUUACUUGUUUUAGACGAAGCAGAUGUGCUAUUAUGUAAAGAAUUUCAAGAUCAAAUUAAUUCAAUAUUUUCAUAUAUGCCAUCUAAUAAACAAGUUUUAUUAGCAUCAGCAACAUAUCCUGAACAUAUGGUUCGUUUUUCUGAACGUUAUAUGCGUGAUAUGACAUGCGUACGUUUAGUUGAUUCUGAAUCACCAAGUUUAAUUGGUAUUCAACAAUUUUAUAUUUUAAUUCCACAUCAUCCAAUAGAUUCAUAUUUAUUUGAACAAAAAGUUCUUUUAUUAUUACGUAUAUUACCACAAUUAAAAUUUCGUCAAUGUUUAAUUUUUUCAAAUCUUCGUAUGCGUUCAUCAGCUGUUUGUGAACGUUUAAAAUCUUUAGGUUAUGAAACAACAUAUACAUCAAGUUCAUUAACACAAAAUCGUCGAACAAAAGCUAUGCGUGAUAUGUAUAAGAAUAAAUGUCAAAUAUUAGUUACAACUGAUUUAACAUCACGUGGUAUUGAUUUAGAUUAUGUUGAUUUUGUUAUAUCAAUGGAUUUACCUAAUGAUAGUGAAACAUAUUUACAUCGUAUUGGUCGUGCUGGUCGUUUUGGUGCUUAUGGUUGUUCAUUAACAAUUGUAUCACAUGGUGAUGAACAAAAACAAUUAGAAAAAAUACAAAAUGAAUUUAAAUUAAAUCUAAUAGAAACUGAUGAAAACCGACAAUUUCAAUUAUUAAUUAAUGCGCUUGAACAAAUGAAAAUUUUUCUCUUGCGUUCUUUAAAUUGUAUAGGCUGGUUCUAUGCUUAUAUAGGGCUACUUUAUGCACUUUAUUUUGUUUAUUUUAUUGUCGUACCAGCGUAUCGUGAACGAAAUCAAUUAUCGAAUUGUUAUUUUUAUUUAAUUCUUACAAGAUUUUGCUCUAUAUCAUUAUAUAAUGAAGAAAAAAUUGAUCAAUAUUGUAAUAAAUGUUUAACUUAUGCUCGAGAACGAUCACAUCAUUGUAAUUUAUGUCAGUUAUGUAUACCAAUACAAGAUCAUCAUUGUUUUUUUAUUGGUACAUGUAUUGGUAAACAUAAUCAACGAUAUUUUCUUUUAAUGCUUUUUCAUCUUUUAUGUGCACAUUUAAUUGGUUAUAUAUUUGUUUGUAAUUAUUUAUGGAAUGAAAUAGGUGGAUUUCAUUUAAUAAAUAUUUUUAAAAUUUUAUUUUUUAAUAUUGGUUAUGUAAUUGGUUUUGUUAAAACAAAAUGGCAAGCAUUUAUAUGUUUGCAUCAUUAUCUUGUUUAUUUUGAUAUAAUAUUUAUAAAAUUAAAAAUAAUAGAUAUCAUGGCAAUGAAUGGUCAUACUCCAUUAAUGAAACAAAGUUCCAAAUCAACAGCUAUUGUUGAAGUUAAUUCACUUAGUGAAGAUAAUCAACAUAUUAAUCCAGCUGAUCAUUAUGGUGUUACAUCGGAUUAUUCUAUAUGUGUUGAUAGUAACAAUACAACUUAUUCAGAUGAAUUUAUUGAAAGUAAAUAUAUAUAUGAAAUGAAUCAUUGUGAAGUUGAUCAUCGAACAAAACGUGUCGAAAUCAUUCCACGAAAAUAUCAAUAUAAUUUUCGUACAAAACGUCAAGUAAAACGUACAGGUGUAAUGCUUGUUGGUUGGGGUGGAAAUAAUGGUACAACAUUUACUGGUGCAACUAUUGCUAAUAGAGAUCAAAUAACAUGGAUGCGUAAAGAGGGUGAACAAUUUCCUAAUUAUUAUGGUUCAUUAACUCAAUCAACAACAAUUCGAAUUGGCAGUAACAAUGAAGGUAAAGAGGUUCAUAUACCAUUUAAUACAAUUUUACCUAUGUUACAUCCUAAUGAUAUUGUUAUUGGUGGAUGGGAUAUAAAUGGAGUAAAUUUAUAUGAAGGAAUGAAACGAGCUUGUGUAUUUGAUUAUGCAUUACAAGAAAAAUUAAAGCCAAUGAUGAGUCAACUCAAACCAUUACCAUCAAUUUAUUAUCCUGAUUUUAUUGCUGCAAAUCAAGAAGAUCGUGCAGAUAAUUUAAUACCAAAAGGAACUAAACAACAAGAUUUAGAACAUAUCCGAAAUGAUAUUCGAACAUUUAAAAAAACUCAUAAUUUAGAACAAGUUAUUGUUUUAUGGACAGCAAAUACUGAACGUUAUGUUGAUGUUCGUCCAGGUUUAAAUCAAACAAGUGAUGAAAUUCUUCGAUCUAUUGCUGCAAAUGAAGAUGAAAUAAGUCCAUCAAAUAUAUUUGCUUGUGCUGCUAUAUUAGAAAAUUGUCCUUAUUUAAAUGGUAGUCCACAAAAUACAUUAGUACCAGGUAUAAUUGAACUUGCAACAAAACAUCAUGUUUUUAUUGGUGGUGAUGAUUUUAAAAGUGGACAAACAAAAUUAAAAUCAGUUCUUGCUGAUUUUCUUGUUUCGGCUGGUUUAAAAGUUCAAUCCAUUGUUUCAUAUAAUCAUUUAGGAAAUAAUGAUGGAAAAAAUUUAAGUGCACCACAACAAUUUCGUUCAAAAGAAAUUAGUAAAUCGAAUGUUGUCGAUGAUAUGGUUGGAGCUAAUCAUCUACUUUAUAAUAAAAAAACGAAUGAACAUCCUGAUCAUGUUGUUGUCAUUAAAUAUGUUCCUUUUGUUAAAGAUUCAAAACGAGCUAUGGAUGAAUAUAUAUCAUCAAUAUUUAUGAAUGGUCUUAAUACAAUAGCUAUUCAUAAUACAUGUGAAGAUUCACUUUUAGCUUCACCAUUAAUUAUUGAUUUAGUUAUUUUAACUGAAUUAAUGACACGUAUUACAUAUAAAACAAAUGAUAAUGAAGAAUAUCAAUCAUUUGAAUCGGUUUUAUCAAUUUUAUCAUAUCUUCUAAAAGCUCCUAUGGUUCCACCGGGUACACCAGUUAUAAAUGCACUUUUUAAACAACAUCGGUGUAUAACAAAUAUUCUUUCAGCAUGUGCUGGUAUUGCUAUGGAUACAGAUAUGUUAUUAGAACAUAAGACAAGGUUACCUAAACCAAUCAAACUUCAACUUUAA